AUGAAGUUCCUGCUCCUCAAGUAUCGAGCCAAGAAGCUGACCUCCCAGGCAGAAAUGCUGAAGAAGGUCAUCAGGGAUAACCAGGAGCACUUCCCGGUGGUUUUCAGCCAAGCCUCAGAGUGCCUGCAGCUGGUCUUUGGCAUGGAGGUGAAGGAGGGCCCAAAGCCAGAAAUGGUCAACAAGAAAGAGAACAACGCCGUCCUCGUGCUGUCCUUCCCCAGGAAGCUCUGGAGGAUCGUGGACGAUGCAGCCUUCACCUCUGUGCGCUGGAAUGAUGAGGGAGACAUGGUGGUCAUUGAGGCAGAUCUCUUCCAGACAGAGGUCCUCCAGCGCAGAGCCAUCAUGCUUGUGGUCGAGAUGAGUGACCCGAGUAAACCAAGCAAGGCCAAGGAAGACCUUCAGGACCCAGGCGAGGCCCAGGGCCCUGGGGAGGGCAGCCGCUCUGCCUGCUGUGAGCUCCUGUGGGGUCCGCAAGCCUAG
Messenger RNA from Rangifer tarandus platyrhynchus (Svalbard reindeer), 480 nucleotides. The record is from the annotation of a GenBank genome assembly. Lineage: Eukaryota; Metazoa; Chordata; Mammalia; Artiodactyla; Cervidae.